AUGAGUAGAUUAAUUCAACUGGGAGCAAAAUUGCUGGAACUCUGCGCUAGUGAACACUUUGAUAAUAAAAUAUUCACAAUAUUCUGGCUGCUUAUACUGUCAGCGAGCGCCGCAUGCGCUGGUAUUGUGAUGCGCCAGGUACUGAGCUUGUACUCAGGAGAGGCCGUGACGUAUCUCGUAGACACCAACUACUUGAAGUUCGACACCACCUUUCCAGCAGUGACGGUCUGCGAGCAGGCGAAUGCAGAGAGAGUAGCCGCGUAUACGAAACGAAACAAACUGCCCGGAACCCUAAACCUGUUCCUGAAGGACAUGACGUACUGGAGCGCGAGGGUCUGCAGCUGUACCGGCUGCAGGCCUGGCUACUGCACUGACGACUUCUUAGAGAUGGUCAAGACCAUCCGGGCUGGCUGCAAGGAGCUCCUCACUGACUGCUGGUGGGCUGACGAACACUUUUCAUGCUGUGACAGGUUCCUCCCAAUAGAGACAGAGUUCGGCACAUGCUUCGUAUUCAACUCCAGGCUGACAGGGAACGAGACGGCUCUCAUCGUGAACCGCAAGAUAGGUCUGCCGAAUCUUGUCAUCACCGCGAUUCAGGACGUAGCGAUAAGGGUCCACUCUCCGGACGACAUGUGCACCGUUGGGAUGGAGAAUGCUCUGGGCAAGCCUUUGGAUCUACCCAUGAUUACUGAUUUUGAGAUCAUUUUAACGGCAGAAGAGACGCUAAGCGAGGAGUUCGUGACGUCAAUGCCUCCGCGCGUUCGUGGGUGCCUGCUCAAAGACGAGCGGCCCUCCUUCGUACAGGAGUAG
Messenger RNA from Ostrinia nubilalis (European corn borer), 810 nucleotides. RefSeq lists its product as uncharacterized. The transcript has 6 exons. NCBI's taxonomy places the organism in Eukaryota, Metazoa, Arthropoda, Insecta, Lepidoptera, Crambidae. Gene Ontology annotation, biological process: sodium ion transmembrane transport. Gene Ontology annotation, cellular component: plasma membrane. Gene Ontology annotation, molecular function: ligand-gated sodium channel activity. The coding region runs from base 1 to 810 and encodes 269 amino acids. The record is from RefSeq and is a predicted model, not a curated record.